AUGGCGUCAGGGCACUCCGCUGUCGCGCAAACCCUGCACCCUCCAAACCCCGAAGCUCCAAACCCCAAAGCUCCUGACACUCCUCCGCUCGAUUUUCAGGGUGUGACUGCGGCGAUCGCGGCGCUGGCGGGCGCCGUGCACGCGCUGCCCGCGGAGGACGAUUUCCACUUCUACUGCAACUUCGCCGCCUUCCGCGCGCGCGUCUCCGCGCUCCGCCAGCGCGUGCGCGCCCUGCUCUCCCGCCUCGGCCCGCCUGCGCCACCCGCCGCGUUGGAUUCCGCCGCAGGUGACCACGAUGACGAUGAUGCUGACGUGGACGACGCUUAUGAUUGGCUAGUCGAGGUGCUGGAUAACCGGCUGGAGAAGGUCGACGUGGCACUUGACGAGAUGCGGAAAAGGCGGAAGAAGGCGCAACCGGAUUGGCAGGGGCUGGAGGAGGAGGAGGCGGAACAGCGGCGGGAAGCGCUUUUGCGCGAAGCGGGGGCGUUCGGCUCCGGUCUCGCGGACGCCGUCUUUUCCGCGCCCAAGGCGGGCGGAAAACCGCAAGCAGGCGGAAGCAUGCCGGCGGCGGAAAUUGCCACGUCAGCUAGCAGCUGGCGGCGGAGCCUGCGCGGGAAGAACCGGCCGCAGGACGCGUUCGAGCCGCCUGUUGACAACUCCGACGUGCCGCUCUCGUUGCCGCGCCUCGAGUUCAUUGAGGCGAUCCGGCGCGAGGCGGAAGCGGAAAGCGCAGGGAAGGAGAGCGCGGAAGAGGAGGGGAGCGGGAGCGGGCGGGCAGCGGGGGAGUUGGAAGAAGGGGAGGAGGUGGCGGAAGGAGAGGGGGGGGAAGAGGGUGCGGAGGCGGAGAAGGUGCGCGGAAGGGGGGAGGGAAGAGGCAGGGGCCCUCCGCGGCUGAAGUGGAGAGCGCUGAAGGAGCGCCAUCCGUUGUGGCACCGGCUUCGCCACAUCACCUACCAGCCCUGGCAGCUCUGCCCUCCGAACCUGCCUUCCCGAGCCACCACAACCGAACCAACCCCAGGCUCGGCACCACCACCACCCACGGAACCACACCACCUACUGCCCCCCCCACCUCCCUUAGAAGACACACCCUUGGCGUACGUAGAAACGCGCGAGCAGCUAGCGGCCAUGGCGGAGGAGAUUAAAGCCGAGAGGGAGGUGGCGGUGGACCUCGAGAAUCACAACUACCGCUCGUUCCAGGGCUUCCUGUGCGUGCUGCAGCUGUCCACACGGCGCAAGGACUAUGUGGUGGACGCGAUUGCAUUGCGCGGGGAGAUCGGGCCCAUAUUGGGGCCCAUGUUCGCUGAUCCUCGCAUUGUCAAGGUGAUGCACGGAGCAGACAGCGAUGUACGCCACUGCGGUGUGGCGGCCAACAAGAGCCUUCAGAUGGCGGACUGGCGCGUGCGGCCGCUGCCUGCUGUUCCUUCAUUCCCCUUCCCCCCCAACCGCUCCCCCUUCCAGGUGAUGCAUGGAGCAGACAGCGACGUGGUGUGGCUGCAGAGGGACUUUGGCAUCUUCAUCGCCAAUCUCUUCGACACGGGACAGGCCGCACGGGUUUUGAGUUUAGAGAGGUUCUCCCUGGCGCACCUGCUGCAGCGCCACUGUGGUGUCACGGCCAACAAGAGCCUUCAGAUGGCGGACUGGCGCGUGCGGCCGCUGCCUGCUGAUAUGCUCAAGUAUGCACGGGAGGACACGCAUUACCUGCUCUUCCUGCACGACUGCCUGCGCCUCCAGCUCGCUGCUUCUGCUGGUGGUGCUGGUGCUGGUGCUUCUGCUGCUGGUGCUGGUGGUGCUGGAGGGAAGGUUAGUGGUGGGGCUGUGGUGGAGGGCGGUGAGGGGAAGGAGGAGGGAGAGGAGGAGGAGGAGGAGGAGGAGGAGGAAGGGGAGGUGCAUGAUGAGGAGGAGGAAGAGGAAGGAGAGGAGGAGGGGGAGGAGGGAGAGGGAGGGAAGCAGCAGGGGUAUGGCGAGCCGUGCCCUGCUAUCCUAGAGGCAAGUGCCCUGACAGCUCUUCUCGCCCCUCGCCCCUUGCCCCCCCUCGCCCCUUGCCCCCACUCGCCCCUUGCUCCCCCUCGCCCCUUGCCCCCACUCGCCCCUUGCUCCCCCUCGCCCCUUGCCCCCACUCGCCCCUUGCUCCCCUCUCCCCUUGCUCCCCCCUCGCUCCCCAUUGCCGUCCUUCGUCCUUUGGCCCCUCGCCCCCUACAGGUGUUGAAGCGCAGUGGGGACGUGUGUCUGCUGCUCUACUCCAAGCCACAGCGCGCCACACAGGCCCUGACAGCUUUCUCACCAUACUCUCCCCACUCGCCCCCCCAUUCCCCCUCCUUCUCCCCUCGCCCCUUCCCUUUUUGUCCCCUGCAGGUGCUCACUCGCAGUCGGGACGUGUGUCUGCUGCUCUACUCCAAGCCACAGCGCGCCUUCCACUCCUUCCUGCGCAACAAUAGGCUGAGCACAGAGGGAUUCAGCGAGGAGCAAAUGGCCGUUCUCUCUGCGCUGUACACGUGGCGCGAUCAGACAGGCAGGGACUGCGAUGAAGGGCUGGGAUACGUCAUGCCCAACCACCUGCUGCUCAAAGUCGCACGCGACAUGCCCACCUCGGAACGUGCUCUCCGAACCUGCCUCCGAGGUUCGGCGCCCCUUGUGGCUCGGAACGCUGCCACCAUCACCCGAAUGAUCAGCCAGAUGAAAGAUUCUGCUGACCUGGCAACGUCCACUCUAGAGUCGCCAGCUGUCGUCGCGGCACGGCAUGCUGCCACGUCAGCCAAAGACCCAUUUGCUCCCGGCACUCCUGCUGCUGCAGCUGCCGCUGCUGCGGUUGCUGCUGCUGCUGCCCGCGCUGCUGCUGCUGCUGCUGCUGGUGUGGCUGUCCCUUCCUCAACUGCCAUAACUGCAUCUACAUCGGCUGUAGCACCGGCUGUAGCAGUAGCUGUAGCAAAGGUGAAGGUGAAGAAGGCAGCAGCCAAGUCUGGGUUUGGGGCUCUUCUGGGGCAAAAGCGACCUGCUAAAGCUGGAGGAGCAGCUGUAGCAGGGACGGCAGGAGCAGUAGUAAAGCCCUUAGCAAAGGUACAGAAGACGGAUGGAGUUGCUGCGAGAGAUGAUCUGGCAGCACGAGUCCGGGCGGCAAUGGGGAUUGUGCCGCAGCAGCCAAUGGGAUCGAAGGAAACUUCUUCACGGGCAGCCGAAAGGUUUGGAACUGCGGAAGAUAAGGGGGCAGCGGCAACUGAAGCAAGGGAAGAGGGUGGAGAAGGGGGGAAUGGGGGAGAAACAGAGGAAGAGGGGGCGAAAGCAGGGGGAGCAGGGGGGGUUGGGGGAGCUGGGACGGUAGGGGGAGCAAGGGGCGGGCAGCAGAAGCGGCAGCGACCGGCCAAGUCUCCGGCUCAUGUGGCUGCUGCAGUGGCAGCGGCAGCAGCAGCAGCGCGGGCAGCAAGGAAAGCUGGAAGCCAGGCAGAGGGCGAAGGGGGUGGAAACGGUGUGGGAACGAGUGGUGGAGUUGAGGCAGGGGGGGAUCUGCCGGCUCCUCUGAGUGCUGCCUUUGAUGCGGAGGAGGGCAGGCGGGCACAGAGGAAGAAGAGACGCAUGCUCAAAGCUGCCGCUGCUGCCGCCGCCGCUGCUGCUGCUGCUGGUGCUGCUGCUGGCACUAGUGAUGCUGCUGCUGCUGGCACUGGGGCAAGCGAUGGUGACGGUGCUGGUGAUGGUGCUGGCGAUCAUGAUGAGGAUGGUGUGGCGAAGGGGAAAAGGAAGCUCCCUGGUCGGCAGAAGGAGGAUCAGGAAGAAUUCGCACGGCUUGAGAUUUAUGAUUUCUCGGCGGAGAAGGAGGAGUUUGGGCUGGAUGCGCAGCAUGUGGCGGCCAGUGAGGCCAUGGCUCUGGGUCCUUCGGCAGACAAGAAGAAGUGGAACAAGCGCGGGGCUCCCAAGUUCUCUGUGCCGCUGCCUGCGGCUGCUGCUGCCGCCGCUGCUGAUGCUGCUGCUAAUGCUGGAAGGCAGGGUGGUGGGGGUGAGGGAGGGUCGGGGGGUAAGAAUGCUGUGUUUGAUCCGUUGCAACCGAUUGCGGCAGGAGCGGCCAAGAGGGGCUUGGCUUAUGAUGCGCCGAGGGGUGGUAAGAGGGCGCAAGUGUUUCCUACUUCUGGAAACAGGAGUGCCACGUUUAUGGAUUAA
Molecule: messenger RNA, 4146 nt
Organism: Closterium sp. Naga37s-1
Lineage: Eukaryota; Viridiplantae; Streptophyta; Zygnematophyceae; Desmidiales; Closteriaceae
Source: the annotation of a GenBank genome assembly